Nematostella vectensis (starlet sea anemone) is the source of this 920-nucleotide messenger RNA. RefSeq names its product E3 ubiquitin-protein ligase RNF14. Lineage: Eukaryota; Metazoa; Cnidaria; Anthozoa; Actiniaria; Edwardsiidae. The coding region runs from base 1 to 909 and encodes 302 amino acids. The record is from RefSeq and is a predicted model, not a curated record. Gene Ontology annotation, biological process: proteasome-mediated ubiquitin-dependent protein catabolic process; protein linear polyubiquitination. Gene Ontology annotation, molecular function: ubiquitin binding; ubiquitin-protein transferase activity; zinc ion binding. Gene Ontology annotation, cellular component: LUBAC complex. The transcript is spliced from 2 exons.
AUGACGGAGGCACUUGAAACGCAAACUCGUAAUCAAUGCUCAUUUUGUGGAAAUCAAGAAAUUAUCCUGAGUUGUCAAGGCAACAGACACAUCUUCUGCUUGGAGUGUCUUUCUAACUGCUUCCGCGCCAAGCUGUCCGGUCCGGACGUAUUCUCGUACAGAUGUCCGUUAGAGCAAGUGUGUGGGUCUGUGUUGUGUUCGGACCUCACCCGGGAUGUACUGAACAGUGCCCAUCAUGGCGAUCUUUCAAGCGACAUUGACCAAGCUGCCUUACAAUCAGCCACCAAAGAGCCCACUCAAUCAUGCCCAAACUGCUCAGGGCAAUUUUUGCUGAACCCUCAUCUGGACUUCCAAGAUCUUUUCGUGACAUGCCCCCACUGUCAAGUAGACAUCUGCCAGACGUGCGACCACGCCCUAGGACCUCAUGGGGUAUCGGAACACCUCUGCACCCCUAGUACUGACUCCCCUUCAAUGAGACACGUGGUCGAGGAGCUUCUAACGAAAGCAUCUACUGUUACUUGCCCCAACAUCGACUGCAGACUUUCGCCAAUCAUCAAGGAAAAAGAAAGCUGUAACAUGAUAAAGUGUCCUAAAUGUGCUCAGUGCUUUUGCUACAUCUGCGAAAUGCUCCUCGGCACUGACGAGCUAGAGGCGCACACGAGCUUUCCUCAUGUUAAUCCCAGCAUUCCUAGCGCGCCGUGCUGCUGGAUAUUUGAUGACGAGGUGAUGGGUUUGACUCAGGAUGCCGCCAUCACGAGGCGUAAGCUGUACAAAGUGGACGCCUUUCUGUCUGGCUGUAAGAUUAGGGGUGGAAGGAGGGCAGCUGUGCUCGCUGAGUGUAGAGAUAUUCUGGGGGAACAGCUAAGCGAGCGACUAGAAGCCAGAAAACGAAACUGUCCAAUAAUGUAGAUGUAGCUCAC